Notodromas monacha is the source of this 3147-nucleotide messenger RNA. The record is from the annotation of a GenBank genome assembly. NCBI's taxonomy places the organism in Eukaryota, Metazoa, Arthropoda, Ostracoda, Podocopida, Cyprididae.
AGGACCCGUUCUUUGCAGGUGAGAGCGCUGUGAUUUUUUUUUCUUGUAGUGAAAUGACCCCCAAGUGGGCAGUGGUGCUUCUUUGUGGCCUGUGGUACCCCAGGGAUGGUCUGUCUAGCUCUUUGAUGUUGCAUCACAAGAUGCUGCCAGACUUCUCAGACAUCUUCUCAUUGCACCAAGACCACAACAAUGCCCAGCAGCAGCAGAAGGUGAAAAGAAGCGCCCAGGAGACCACAGACAGACCCAGCAAGUUGUCCAAGAAGCAGGCAGAGGACCCAGACCCCACAGUGCAGCAUGAGAGGAUCCUCAAGCACCUGAGGGAUCUUCACAACUUACAGCUUCAGCAUGCAGCUCAUCAGCAGUUUGAGGAUAAGCAAGUGGAGGAGAGGCAGAGGGUGCAGAUGAGACACCAGCAAGAAUUGGAGGAAAUGCAGUCCAAGCAGCUUUCUCAGAUGAAAAGGGUCAUUGACCAAAUGCAGGCCAUGAUUGACCAGCAUACAAAGGAUCAAAAAACCAUGCAAAUAACUCAGCAGAAGGAAAGGGAUUCCAUGAGGAUCAGGCAGCAAGCCCAGCUCAGGGAAAUUCUCAAGGAAAAGGUGAAAAACAAGGCUCAGCAAGAACACAUGCAAAGGCAAAUGGAAGUGGAGCAGUUGAAGAGACUGCAGCAAGAGAGACUCAGGCUGCAUGAGAAGGAAGUUGGCCUGGAGAAAAUGAGACUCAUGCAACAAGGAAAAUUCCAUGAAAAUGUCAAUGAUCUGAAGUCAGAACAACAACAACAACACCAGCAUCAGCAGAAUGAAGACCAAGAGAAAGAAGCCGCAGGGACGGGGUACCUGGCGUAUUCGGGCGACGCGAUGAAAAUCGAAGGCGCUCUCCGCAACACAGAAGCGACACCUGUGGGUGACGAGGCGGAACUCAGCCGCGCGGAAGCCGGUCUCCGCGUGGAAGAGAAAACAGUGCAAAGCAGUGCUGCUGCUGGCAACCCUGACGCCUGGAAACAUUCCAAGAACUCUGCUCUGAAAUUCCUGCAGGGCAAACACUUUUUCGAGUUCCUUGAAAAAGAAGCCAGGCAACUGAUCCCAACCCCAGCAACAGCAGCAGCAGCAGGAGGAGCGACAUCUGGAUCCAAGCUGUUUAGCCGCAAUCUCCCGAGUCCCAACUUGUGCAUCCAGUCACAGAUGAUGGGGCAGAUUGAGCCAUGUCGCCCACUAAUGAUAAUGCCAAACACACAUAUGGUGAAUAGGACAGUGUUCCUCAACCACUUUGAGCCCACUACUGGGCACAUUUCCAAGAACCAAAAAUCCGCAGAUUGGCAAAGUUUCAUGAAAUGUUUGCAGACUCAAAAAGCUUUGCUUGGCAGUUACUUAACAGGUAGUGUGAGCCUGGAGUCUUCAGAUGUCAUGGGGACCUUUUCCUCCCAGGCCACCCUGGCCACCAUCACAGUGGACAAUGGCAAUGCAGACAAGCCAACCAUCACCCCAACCUUGUGCUCUGAGGUCUCCACUUACAUUCCCAUCAGCAUAGCUAGGACCAUCAAGUUCAUCCCUCCACCAGGGAUCAAGAAGAUCAGGAAAAGACCUCACAAGAAACAGCCCAAUGAGGAAGUGAAGCAACUCAAGCGCAGACUGGCUGAGUUGGUGGGCCUGGAGAAGACCCAAAUGGCCAGGCAAAAGCAGGAAGCUUUGCAACAAGCCCAGGCUCACCUGAAGGAGAGGAAGCUUCUCAGGGAUGAGAGGCAAAAGCUUUUGGCCACUCUCCACAGUCUCAUCCUCACCAAGGAGACUUCAGUGGUCACCACCCCUGACCCCAGGGACUCUGAAAACCCUGAGGACCUCCUGGAAUCUGACACCCCAAGUCUAACCACCCUGAUUGAUGACAGUCUGUAGAGUAACCCACAAACUGUUACACUCAACUACAGUCCACAGCAUAACAAAAACAAUUGAAAAACCAACUACAAAACUGUGUACAGGUGUUACCUUGCAAUUUGACCUCCCGUUCAUCCCACAAUUCAACGGUCAGAUAAGCUGAGAGGUUGACUCACAAUUUGACCUCUGCCCCACAAUUUGACUGGCUUCAGCCAUUUUCUAGUGCUUUUUGGGCUGCUCUUAAUGAAUUUUUACACAGUGUCUUGCAAAUUGACUGCUUUGCCAUUUGAUGCUAGUCCAGAAAUGGAUUACGGUCAAAUUGCAAGGUACUAGUCCUCUACCACAUGCUUUGUAUUCUGGUCAUCAUCAUGACACACAGUACAAUUCCACUCCCUCUCCUAUUUUGGGGUGCAAAAUGAUCGCAGCAGUGUAUUGCCAGCAUAGAUAUCAUGAUUUUUCACCAUCAAGAUAAUUUGGGAACUUGGAACCAAAUAUCAAGUAAAAAUCAUUUUUAACUUGAGGAACCACUUUAAUUUGCAUUCCCUUUGGAGUUUUACCUCUUGAAAAAUCUCAGUAACUCACAUAUCCCAAGGUGAAAAUGUAAUUUCUUAUAAAAUGCUGAAAAAACCUGAAGUUGAUUUUAGCUGAGAGAAAGAUUGGAAGGGACAUUCUGCUGUCAAACCAACCUUCAUCAUUUGACUCUCACAGUUUCACUGAGCUAUGAUCCAUAAUUCACCCAAAAAUAGCAAAACAGAGUAAAUCUCCUUUUCUUUCAGUGAAAAAAGGAAACAUGAAAAAUGAAAAUGUAUAUAUGGUACUAUAUAAAAGGACAGCAAGGGUUGCCAGUGAUUGUGCUUAUUUCUGAGCUUACAAAAAGUGGAAUAAACUCUUGAGCAUAUAUUGCACAACCAACUUUGUCCCCACUGCUUUUUUUUCUGCCACAUUUUCAAUUGUCUUGCUCUUGUAUUUCAAAGUGUGAGUGUGUCUUAAUAAUGCGAAUAUACAUGUACACAUUCUUGUGUGUGUGCAGACAAUAAUAAAUGCAAGGCAGUGCUGUAAAGGGUCUGUGCUGCUGUGUGAAGGUACUGUAUAUAUGUGAUGUGUCUCCUGCUUUAUACAAUGUGUAGCAAAAGAGGACAAAUCUUCCCCUCCUUUGUAUAAAGUCUAAAAAAUUAAACACUCGGAGCAGCUGGAGAAAAUGUUUGCCAUUUUAUAGCAGAAACAGCAGCAGCAGGAACAUCAGCACUUGAAGCAGCCAGCGUGGGAAAAAAGGAAUAUGGAC